This is a messenger RNA of Symbiodinium sp. CCMP2456, 1664 nucleotides long. The record is from the annotation of a GenBank genome assembly. NCBI's taxonomy places the organism in Eukaryota, Dinophyceae, Suessiales, Symbiodiniaceae.
AUGAAGAGCAAGAUGGUGAAGCUGACCAGGCAGCUGGACGAGGAAGUUCAGAAGCGGGACCAGGUCUCCGCCGAGUCGCAGCUCCUGGAGAGGAGACUUCAGGACCUGACGAAAGGCACAGCAGGUGCUCCGACUUCUCCGUCGAGGGCGGGAAACAACGACGACGAGCAGGCUCUGCGAGAACGUGGCAGCCAGGUCUCCACGAAGUUGAUGCGUGUGGUGGACCAGUGGAUGCGGCAGAGGGAUCUGCAGCAAGCACUCCUUAGAGGGGCAUCCAUCAAUGACACUGCCUUUGCCACUUUGGUGCAGGCUUUGAACGACUGCCCUUCGUUGCAGACACUGGACUUGUCGCAGAAUCUGCUGACCAUGGACUCCUGCUCGGACUUGUGCCAGCUUAUCACCACCGCUCCCAGUCUCUCCUUCAUCUCGCUGGCGGAGAACUUGUUCUCGCUGCGGUCAGUUGGCUAUUUCAUGACAGCUGUGAUGGAGCGGCAGAACACGAAGAAGCUGAUGCCCUUGGACCUCCUCGACCUGCAGGGCAACGAGGGAUUGGUGGCGGCAGCUGCAGCGCCAGUGCCAGAAGCACUCCUCAGCCAGGUUCAGCAGGCCAUGACGCGCACGGGCCGGCUGCCCCCUGGUGGAGCGGAGCUUGUGGCGCAGGUGAUGCGGGCCUUGUGGCGCUUCCUGCAUGACACACAGCACCCUCAGGUGAAAGAUGCUGGCGCGGACGAAGUUGCCUUCUACGUGAUGGACAAGGUCACGCUACGCAAGAUGGAGAACGCAUUGAUGAAGAUCCUCUUGCUGGGCGCAGACUCCGCCAUUGAUGCAGGAUCUGUCCAGCAUCGUCCCGUAACUGCCAACUUGGCGUUUGCCUCUACCCUCGAGGCAGUUGCGGAAGAGUCCCGACCACCGCAAACCAUGGGCCCUUCUCCGACGCACGCCUCCGAGAGGCAGCACACCGGUGGCUAUGGGUCUUCUCCUGCUCAGUCUACACAGAAGCCGUCCAAGAUCAGCUCCCAGGAAACCAAGACUCGGAGUACGCCAGAUCCCUUCUCGGAUCUGAAAACUGCUUUCGAGCCGCAAAGAGAAAAGCUCAAGACAUUCAACCUCAAGCAGAUCGUGACAAGGAAUGGCACAGUGCUCAUGAACAUGCUCGAGCGGUUGCUGGAGACAACCGAGAUCGAUGCCAGAGAUGUGUUGACUGAGCAGACCUUGCUGGAGUAUGCCUGUCAUACCGGAAACAUGGGCCUGGCGAAGCUUUGCUACCGUCGCGGAGCCAACCUGUCCGCCAAGACCAACAAGGGGGAGACCGCCUUCAACAUUGUCACCAAGAACAAGCGUUACGAUCUGAUGGAGUUCCUCCACACCUACGGUGUCAAAGUCAACUCCGCAGACGCACAGGGAAGGACCGCGCUCCACGUGGCAGCGGCCAAUGACGAUGUAGAUGGCGUUUGCCGUCUUCUUGAGUGGGGUGCGGAUGUCAACAUCAAGGAUGUCAAGAAGAAGACACCGAUCCAUGUGGCGGCCGCCGGCGGGAACAUGAAGACCACCAUGUUGCUCCUCGAGGUGGGUGCGGACAUGAACGCCAAGGAUGACCGCGAGUACACUGCAGUGGCGCAUGCAGAAGCGAACAACCACUUCGUCCUGAUGGACAGGUUGGUCCA